Molecule: messenger RNA, 2638 nt
Organism: Suricata suricatta (meerkat)
Lineage: Eukaryota; Metazoa; Chordata; Mammalia; Carnivora; Herpestidae
Gene: SLC29A2
Product: solute carrier family 29 member 2
Exons: 12
Coding region: 239-1618 (459 amino acids)
Biological process (GO): uridine transmembrane transport; nucleoside transmembrane transport; adenine transport
Cellular component (GO): basolateral plasma membrane; plasma membrane
Molecular function (GO): nucleoside transmembrane transporter activity
Source: RefSeq, a predicted model, not a curated record
GCGAGGUUCGAUCCUGCGGCGCUUGACACCCGCAGAAACCGUUCCAGGCUCUCCUCCCCAGCUCCCGCUUCGUCCCCGCCCCUUUCGAGGAGACUCGACACCCCCCUACCCCCCACCCCUCCUCUAGCUACCGACCUUAAGACCCAGCCUCGCCGGUCCUCUGGCCCUUGGGCCCCGGCGUAGGUGCAGGUGCAGCACCCAACCUCCUUCCCACCCCGGCGCAUCCCGCUGGGCGGCCAUGGCGCGAGGAGACGCCCCACAGGACAGCUACCACCUGGUCGGGAUCAGCUUCUUUAUCCUGGGGCUGGGCACUCUCCUUCCCUGGAACUUCUUCAUUACGGCCAUCCCGUACUUCCAGGGGCGGCUGGCAGGGGCCAACACCACCGCCGGGACCCUGGGCACCAACCACACGGGCCCUGCAGACACUUUCAACUUCAACAACUGGGUGACACUGCUGUCCCAGCUGCCCCUGCUGCUCUUCACACUCCUCAACUCCUUCCUGUACCAGUGCAUCCCCGAGACGGUGCGGAUUCUGGGGAGCCUGCUGGUCAUCCUGCUGCUCUUUGCCCUGACGGCAGCGUUGGUCAAGGUGGACAUGAGCCCUGGGCCCUUCUUCUCCAUCACCAUGGCCUCUGUCUGGUUCAUCAACUCCUUCUGUGCAGUUCUGCAGGGCAGCCUCUUCGGGCAGCUGGGCACCAUGCCUUCUACCUACAGCACCCUCUUUCUCAGCGGCCAGGGCCUGGCUGGGAUCUUCGCUGCUCUUGCCAUGCUCAUGUCCAUGGCCAGUGGCGUGGAUGCCCAGACCUCCGCCCUGGGGUACUUCAUCACACCCUGCGUGGGCAUCUUCAUGUCCAUCGUGUGUUACCUGAGCCUGCCCCACCUGGAGUUUGCACGCUACUACCUAGCCAAGAAACCAUUGCAGGAGCAAGGUCAGGAGCUGGAGACCAAAGCUGAGCUCCUCCAGUCUGAUGAGAAGAACAGCAUUCCCAACAGCCCCCAGAAGGUAGCCCUGACUCUGGACCUUGACGCUGAGAAGGAGCCGGAGCCGGAGCCAGAGGAGAUCCAGAAGCCGGGAAAACCUUCAGUUUUCAUUGUCUUCCAAAAGAUCUGGCUGACGGCGCUGUGCCUUGUGCUGGUCUUCACAGUCACCCUGUCCGUCUUCCCCGCUAUCACAGCGAUGGUGACCAGCUCCACCAGUCCUGGGAAGUGGAGUCAGUUCUUCAACCCUAUCUGCUGCUUCCUGCUCUUUAACAUCAUGGACUGGGUGGGACGGAGUCUGACCUCUUACUUCCUGUGGCCCGAUGAGGACAGUCGGCUGCUGCCCCUGCUUGUGUGCCUGCGCGUCCUGUUCGUGCCACUCUUCAUGCUGUGCCACGUGCCUGAGAGGUCCCGGCUGCCCGUCCUCUUCCCGCAGGACGCCUACUUCAUCACUUUCAUGCUGCUCUUCGCGGUUUCCAACGGUUACCUGAUGUCCCUUACCAUGUGCCUGGCGCCCAGGUCUGGGGGGCAGGUGCUGCCGCACGAGAGGGAGGUGGCCGGCACCCUGAUGACCUUCUUCCUGGCCCUGGGGCUCUCCUGUGGAGCUGCCCUCUCCUUCCUCUUCAAGGCGCUGCUCUGAAGGGCUCUGUCCGGGGCUCGCCCACAGCUCUGUCUUCACUACCCCUUCGGAGCUGAGACCCCGUGCAGGGGGAACGGCGAGCCAGGCCCAAGCCUCUGCUGGGCUGGUGCCCCUGGGUCUGGAAGUGCCAGGUGGAGGCAGGCGCUGCUCUCCUUCCCAGCCUGGUGUCCGUCUGGGGCUGCAAGGAAGAAUUCACCAGCGGCCAUUCUAACCCCUGCCCAGCAACGGAGCUGAAACACACAGACAGACUGUUCAGAGGCCCACGAGACCUCCCUGCACAGGUGCCAAUCGGGGAAAAGAGGCCCAAGGACCAUGGCUCUUCCUCCCCAUCAAGAGAACAUUUGUUAAUCUCAAGAGACGCAUUUGCUAAUCCGUGGGGACUGAGGCCACCAGCGAGGGUCUUGCCACAGCUGUGGCUGGUGUGGCCCAGCCUCAGGUUCACAGUGGGAGUGGGGGGCCAGCCCAGGGCAGGGGCUCCCCCGCCAGGCCUCAGCAACUCCACCAUCAGAUGUCUCAGACCCCAGGGCAGAGGAUGCCUGGGAGGCUGAAGGCAGCAGGGAGAAGGAACAGGCAUUAGGGAUCUGAAGGUACUCAAAGGACCCUCCGGGCCUCAAACAGUGUUUGUGCCCUGUCCCCGCUCCCCAGGACCCAGCUGGGCCUGGGUCCCGGAGCCACGGGUGGCCUACAUGCGUGCACCACACUUGACAAUUUGCGAAGCUCUUCUACACCCCUUCUCUCACUGAAGACACUUGAGGGGAGCCAGGCAGGGACUGUGCUGUCCCUUUGUAUGGGCGAGGAAACCGAGUCUCAGGGGGAAAUGACCUGGUCCAUGGCCCAACCGGGACCCAGCCCCCCACCUCCCUCCUCCCUGUAGGUGCUGUUCUUCCUGCCCACUGCCUGCUUCCCCUUCCCUCACGAGGCUCCAGGCAGGAGUCCUAAGCACUUGCUCUGUAUUUUUGCUGUUUUCCUUCCAAACCUGCUCCUGGAUCUAAUAACAACCUUCUUCAUUUGUAUAAUCAA